Eucalyptus grandis is the source of this 1419-nucleotide messenger RNA. RefSeq lists its product as uncharacterized. Lineage: Eukaryota; Viridiplantae; Streptophyta; Magnoliopsida; Myrtales; Myrtaceae. The transcript has 3 exons. The record is from RefSeq and is a predicted model, not a curated record. Gene Ontology annotation, molecular function: acetylglucosaminyltransferase activity. The coding region runs from base 1 to 1419 and encodes 472 amino acids.
AUGUCGCUCUGUUAUAGCGCGAUGAAGCAGAAACUCAGACAUCUUUCUCUAGGGAGUUCGCGCAGAUCGGUGGCUAUUUCGGGACUGCUUUUGCUCCUGUUCUACACAUUCUCCUUUAACUACCACACCAGCCAAUCUCUGGUUGCCUCUUACCUUCCCUUCAGGCUUAGCUGGCAGCUGUCCAGCCCCAGCCCCGCCACUGACACUCCUACUAACAUCAGCCACCUCGUAUUCGGCAUAGUUGGCACUGUGAAUACAUGGAAUCGGAGGAGGCCCUACGUUGAAUCGUGGUGGAGACCAAAUGUUACUCGUGGGUAUCUCUUCCUGGACCGAGCUCCUUCGAAAGAGCUUCGAGAGUGGCCUCCUUCUUCACCUCCUGUCCGAGUGAACGAAGAUAUAACUAGGUGGGGAGUACUCCGGCGAGUCAGGAAUCGCGUCCCAAUAAGGAUUUUCCGAACGAUCUUGGAGAUGUUUAGACAGGGAGACAAAGAUGUGAGAUGGUAUGUAAUGGCGGACGACGACACCGUACUCUUCGUGGACAACCUCGUGGAGGUUCUGUCGAGGUAUGAUCAUACCAAGUAUUAUUAUAUCGGCUCGAGCUCAGAAUUUUUCAUGUCCAACUUUUUAUUGUCCUUCGAGAUGGCGUUUGGAGGAGCUGGCUAUGCUUUGAGCUACCCUGUGGUUGAGAUGCUGGCGACGGAGUUAGAUGCUUGUAUAAAAAGAAAUCCGUGGUUGUAUUCUAGCGAUAUCAUGUUGCACAUAUGUUUAACCGACCAUGGAAUUUCCCUGACCCAAGAGAGAGGAUUUCAUCAGGUUGAUUUUCAUGGCGACAUAUCAGGUUUUCUAUCAGCUCAUCCGCAAUCUCCUGUCCUAUCGCUCCACCACAUUGAUGCCAUCGACCCAAUUUUCCCCUCCAUGAACCACUCUGAAGCUAUUAAUCAGCUCAUGAAACCAGCACAAGUCGACCAAUCCCGUCUCCUGCAACAAACCAUCUGCUACCACAGGGAAAGAAAGUGGUCGAUCUCUGUAUCAUGGGGUUACUCUGCUCAUAUAUAUGAGAACAUACUUUCUCGAAGCUUCUUACGGCGACCCAUGGAGACAUUCAAGCCAUGGAUGAAGAGAGUUAAGCCACCUCUUUAUAUGUUCAACACGCGGAUCCUUGAGAACAAUCCAUGCAUAGUUCCUCAUGUAUUUUUCUUGAAAUCCAUGGAGAAUGCCAGCUGUGACGAAAUUGUUACUACUUACACUCGAGCAUCAAAGAGCCGAUUACCAUCUUGUGCACUUGGUGGAAAUCACUCUGCAAAUCCCAUCUCCAGAGUUCAGGCAGGAAGAAUGGAGUGCUGUGAUGUCUUAGCUGACAACCAGAACACCACAAAGGUCAGAUUAAGGCCCUGUAUGUUCGGUGAAGUCAUUGCAUAA